Molecule: messenger RNA, 2892 nt
Organism: Acytostelium subglobosum LB1
Lineage: Eukaryota; Evosea; Eumycetozoa; Acytosteliales; Acytosteliaceae
Exons: 2
Coding region: 1-2892 (963 amino acids)
Biological process (GO): protein dephosphorylation
Molecular function (GO): protein tyrosine/serine/threonine phosphatase activity; actin filament binding
Source: RefSeq, a predicted model, not a curated record
AUGUGGCGUGCGCAUCACGGCGACAGUCUGAGCGCCAUCAACUCCACCAACACCACCACAAUCGCCAGCCCCGCCGUGCUCAUCCAAUACGACGCCAUCGAUCUUAAUCACUUUGACGAGUUUAGCGCCAACGAUUGCUACAUCGUACUACAUCUCAUCAACAAUGAGCGAGUCAAACAACUCAAACAAACAGAUACACAACAACAGCAACAGCAACAGCGCAACAGUAUGGUGGACGGUAUGGCUCAAAUACAGUUGGGCAUGCAUCAUGGGGUCGACGUGAGGAGUCGGAGCAGCAGUAUAUGUAGCACGACGAGCAACUGUACGAGCAUAGGCAGUGGCAGCACGAGCAACCUCGAGAACAUAUCAUUGAAUGCCAUGGUACAUUCGGCGCAGGCCGAGCUGACUCCCAGGGGUCUGCUCUAUCCCGCCGGUCUACACACAAGUUUCGAAUCCCUAGCUCAUGGCGACGCGUCGCAAGACCGAGGGGCCUCCUAUGAUAUAUACAUAUGGAAUGGAAAGAAUGCCACGCCAUUGACCAAGGCGCUAUCCUUUACCAAGGGAUUAGAACUGGCCAAGGCGAUGAAGUUGGGCGACGACUUUGCCCUUCAGCGACACGAACUUGAGGAUGACGAGACGGAAGACGCGCCACAACCUCAACAGCAACAACAACCUCAAGCGUAUUGGCGUGUACCUCGAACAUGCUCACUCUUUGUACAAAGACUAUUCUUGACGCCCUCGACAUCAUCUUCACAUCUGAUUGACUCGAGCACGCUCUCCUCAAGCCUGAUCGAGGAGAAGUUAGUAUCGAGCAUCUUUGCACCACUGUCGUCCUUCUUUAUCGACGACCUUAACAUGACUGGCACCACCACCGCCAUGGACCGCGCUACCAAGGCCGACGUGGACAGCAUGCAUCUCUACCGACAGAUAAUCUACAAGAACUUCCCCAACAAGCCACUCAUGCUGCAGCAUCAGCAGCAGCAGCAGCAACAGCCAUCAAUAACAAUGAUGUCGUUUGGCAAAUCGAUUCACUCUUUGUUGUUCAGCAACCUUGACAAGAUGGACAGCAGUAACAUUACAUCAUCAUCAUUAUCAACUACAUCAACAUCAACAUCAUCAACUUAUAACAAUCCCCGAUAUGAAGUACUUCGCAAACUAUCACAUUCAAUCACAGCACAGUCAUCUUCUCUGUCGCCUCGCGGUCGUUCAGUGUCAUCGCCCGCCAAGCCAUCAAUCCCAAAGCUUCAAAUGCACAAGAUCAAGAGCUUGACGAUGCCGAUCACGACGAGCCAAGUGCACCAGCUGGACAUGACAAAGGUGGCAUCCAACAACCUAUCUCCAGCGGCUGCCGCUGCAUCGAGCGCAACCUCGUCGACGUCAACCACGGCGAGCAGCAUCGCAGCCACUUCGAAGAAGCCCAGCAACAAGUUCGUGCCACUGCUCAACUUUAACAACAAACAGAACUCACUCUCAUCGAUACCAUGCCUCAACAUAUCGGCCAUGACGUUGCCAAUGAGCAAGCAGCCUGGUGGCGCACUACGCGUGCCAAACCUCACAAGCAAGCUGGCCACGACGGCAGCCGAGGGCAAUGUCUCUCCGCCACAGACGCCACACUUUCACACGUUCACACAGCGCGAGCUCAUCGACCACUUUGAGCCAGUGCUCAGCAAGAUCACCGACACCAUCUACCUGGGCAGCCGAAUCCCGGCGGCCAACAGCAAGCUGCUCAAAGAGACUGGCAUCACGCACGUGCUCAACUGCGCGGGCAUGGUGUGCACCAACCACUUCCCCGCCGACUUUGUCUACAAGACGCUGUUCAUCAGCGAUGGCAACGGCGAGGACAUCACCUGCCUCUUCUACGAGGUACUGGACUUUGUGGAGGACGCCAUCGAGCGUGGCGGCCGCGUCUACGUGCACUGCCACCAGGGAAUCUCGCGAAGCUCCGCCUUUGUCAUCCUGUGCCUGAUGCACAAGUACGACUGGGACUUCAAGGCGGCGCACGAGUUCACCAAGGAGCGACGCUACAUCUCCAACCCGAACCCGGGCUUCACCGGCCAGUUGAUGUACUGGAAGAAGUACCACCGCGAUCCCAUCAAGAACAAGAAGCUGUACCGCAUGGUGCAGAUGCUGGGCAACGUCACCGUGCCCAAGGCCGUACCAAACAUGUCUUACAUGUCGCUGGACGCGCGCUGCUGCUUCAUACUCAAGGUGGAGGACGCCAUCUACCUGUGGGUGGGCGAGCAGUGUUUGGGCACCCUGGGUGAGGCCUACGUCGAAGCGGCACGCAACGCCAUCCAACGCCUGCAAAAGUAUGAAGGCGGUUCAAACAACAUCCGCGAGCUGAAGCAGGGCCAGGAAGACAUGGAGUUCUGGCGCCAGCUGGGUGGCCAGGGCGCCACAUCGAUUGGAUUUGUCGGCGACUACGACAAGGAGAUCUCGCAGAUGAUGCAACAGCAGCUCAACAAUCUUCAGCAACAACAACAGCAACAGCAACAGCCCGCAGCCGGCACGGCCGGCGCGGCCAACUCGAGCAGCAGUGUAAAUAGUUUAACAGGCAGCACAUCAUGCCAGCGAUCCUACCUCUACCGACUCCUGGACGAUGGGUCGUGGGACGAGUACGGCGUGUUUGACUGCGAGGAUCUGGUCGACGACGGCCUCUUUGUGCUGCGGUCCAAGAAUGAGAACAGACUGUACGUGUGGAUUGGCAAGAGCUGUCUCCACGCUCAGCAGUAUGUUGCCAACAGUGGAGUUGGCGCCGAGUCCAGUCUGGAGGAGGUUGGCGUGCGCAUGGCCAAUCAUUUCCUGCAUGAUAAUGCGCUGGAGUCGACCUUUGCCGUCACUGUCAUCACCAGUUCCAGCCAAGAGACUGACGACUUCCUAGACAACUUCUAA